CGUGGCCACUUUUGAGUGACCCCCCCCAGUAGAAGUUACACAAUUGAGGAAAGAACGUCGUACGACAAAUCACCCUCCAAUCUUCGCUCCUUGUAUCAUCCUGAAAAAAAGAACCGCCUCACCAUGUCGCUACUCCCAACCUUGACUCGGUUGAGCCUUCGAUCGGCCUCCAUGGGUCGUCUGGCCACCGUGCCCGUGGCGCAAUAUCACGAAAAGGUGAUUGAUCAUUACGAGAAUCCUCGAAAUGUGGGAAAAAUGGACGGAAAGAGCCCGAAUGUAGGCACGGGUCUGGUGGGCGCGCCGGCUUGCGGCGAUGUCAUGAAACUCCAGAUCCAAGUGGACGAGGACGGCCAGAUCGUGGAUGCCAAGUUCAAGACGUUCGGGUGUGGCUCGGCCAUCGCCUCGUCUUCCUUGGCCACCGAGUGGAUCAAGGGCAAGAACUUGGAUCAAGCCGGACAGAUCAAGAACUCUGAGAUCGCCAAGGAGCUCUCACUCCCGCCCGUCAAAUUGCAUUGCUCCAUGUUGGCCGAAGAUGCCAUUCGAGCGGCCCUUAAGGACUACAAAACCAAGCGGGAGGCCAUGACCAAGGCCAACUAAAGUCAAUCCAUCAUUCUUUCUGAACCCUCUAAUUCUUCUUGGACUCGUACGUUAGAGGCAAAGCCCACCCAACGUCCUUUAUAGAAAGGAAUGCCCAUUGGGGCGUUCCUCACCACUAGAUUCAUGUCUCUCCGAAUCGUGUGCUAGUUUUGCCUUGUCGUUUAAAUUAAGAGAAAUACAAUAGCCAUGUUUAACGAUCCAAUAA
Messenger RNA from Tigriopus californicus, 802 nucleotides. It is a transcript of the gene IscU, whose product is annotated as iron-sulfur cluster assembly scaffold protein IscU-like. Lineage: Eukaryota; Metazoa; Arthropoda; Copepoda; Harpacticoida; Harpacticidae. Gene Ontology annotation, molecular function: 2 iron, 2 sulfur cluster binding; ferrous iron binding. The record is from RefSeq and is a predicted model, not a curated record. Gene Ontology annotation, biological process: iron-sulfur cluster assembly; intracellular iron ion homeostasis. The transcript is spliced from 3 exons. Gene Ontology annotation, cellular component: mitochondrial matrix; cytoplasm. The coding region runs from base 124 to 597 and encodes 157 amino acids.